Puccinia graminis f. sp. tritici CRL 75-36-700-3 is the source of this 774-nucleotide messenger RNA. RefSeq lists its product as uncharacterized. The transcript has 3 exons. NCBI's taxonomy places the organism in Eukaryota, Fungi, Basidiomycota, Pucciniomycetes, Pucciniales, Pucciniaceae. Bases 1 to 774 code for a protein of 257 amino acids. The record is from RefSeq and is a predicted model, not a curated record.
AUGCCCACGGCUGCUUGGAAAGGCCAAGACAAGAUUCGGCACUAUGUCUUUGAGCUGCUCGAGAAAAUGUACCCCUCAUUGUCGAUCCCACCUGGCACUAUGCCGUUAUCUGUCUAUCCACCGGACUACAGUGAGGCCCAGGAAAACUUAUACAGGAACCAGGAGAUCAGACGGCGGGAUGUGUCACAACUGACGAUCUGGCUUGGCGAUGUCACCUUUAUCCCGGCAGCUAACUUGAGCGACGAAACUACUAAGCUAAGCCCGGAUGUGAUUGAGCCGCCUCGAGGGAGGAUUCUUCUUGGGAAUAUGACUGAGCCGGGGAGUUACUUUGAGGCCUUCAAGAAAACUGACGAGAUCUCCUCAGGCUUUCAGAUCUCAGUCAUGGGUAUCGGGGAGGUCCGGCCGUUCCGCUCGCACGACUACAAUCUCACCAGCAUCCCGCUGGUCCUGGCCCAGAUGUUCAACUACUCCUACUCGAUCAAUGGGCUGAUGAUGAAUCUAGCCGCCGCUGAUCUCAAUCAUAAGGAGAUAGGGACUCAUUACUUGUGCAAUGCCACUCGAAGGGAAUGGCUGCCCUUCGAGAAAGUCUUCUCGACCACUGCGGGCAACUCGUUGGGAGCAUUUGGGAUCUGCUUUUCUAUGAUGGUUGCGAUAGCACGUCGAUUAGAUAAUCUUCCAAAAGCACGGCAGGGAGCCACUCGUCGAUCAGACAGUUCGGAAACACUUGACUUGGAAGAAGGUGAAGAUCAUCCACUGAAAAAAGCUUCCGAAUAA